Molecule: messenger RNA, 1737 nt
Organism: Adineta steineri
Lineage: Eukaryota; Metazoa; Rotifera; Eurotatoria; Adinetida; Adinetidae
Source: the annotation of a GenBank genome assembly
AUGUUUUUACUGGGUAAUAAAUUUUAUAUUAUUUUUAUAUCAUUAUGGAUUUUUGGACUUUAUGCUAUAUUUACAACAUUUCAUUCAACACCGACAAAUAAUGAUAAAGCAUUAGAAGAUCGAAUUGAAUAUUUACAAAGUGAAGUUGAAUCACUUCAACAGAAACUUUCUCAAUUACAAUCAGGAAAUAAUAUUAAUGUUAAAGCACAAGUAGAAAAUGAUAAUGUUCAAUGUCAAGAAUUACGAGAAGAAUUGAAACGUGUUAAACGUAAAUUAGCUUCGAAAACGAAUUGCCGUACUGGUUCUCAAAAUGGACCUGCAUUAGAAUAUGAACAAUUACGACGAAAAAUUGAAACUCAAACGCGUGAAUUAUCUUAUUUUACAAUUGAUCAGUUAUAUAAAAUUAAUGAAAAGCUAUCUGAUGAUGAUAAAGCCAAAUGGUCAAAAGUUAUUGCACGAUUUUCUGAUCAAAAUAGAGUUCUCUUGGCAUCAAUUCGAAAUUUAACUGAAGUUGAUGGUUAUCAAUCAUGGCGUGAACAAGAACAUGAAAGUCUUUCAAAACUAAUGCAAGCACGUUUAAACUCAUUACAAAAUCCAUCGAAACCAUGUGGCGAAGUUCAACGUGUUUCAUGUAAUAUAAAUAAAGGUUGUGGUUAUGGAUGUGAAAUUCAUCAUGCUAUGCAUUGUUUUCAUAUUGCUUAUGCACUUGGUCGACCAAUGAUUCUUUUUUCUGAUGGAUGGCGAUAUAAUCCAGGAGGAUUUGAUCAAAUCUUUCAAACACUAAGCAGAAAUUGUACAACAGCAUUAGCUGCAGGUGGAGCAGCUUGGGGUCGUUAUGAAACAGCGGAUGUUGUAGAAAUUCCACUAAUUGAUAAUAUACAUCCGAAAAAAGAUUUUAUGCCAAUGGCUAUUCCAGAAGAUAUAUCUGAACGACUUAUUCGUUUACAUGGAAAUCCAUUUGUUUGGUUUACUGGACAAUUAAUGAAAUAUUUAUUAAGACCGCAACCAUGGCUAACUGAACUUCUAGAGAAAAAAUAUGCCGAUAUUAAAUUUGAAACACCUAUUGUUGGAAUUCAUGUACGACGAACAGAUAAAGUUGGAAGUGAAGCAGCUUUUCAUGAUGUAUCUGAAUAUAUGAAAUAUGUAGAAGAUUAUUAUAUUAUUUAUCAAUAUCAAAAUCCAAAUUUAAAGUUUAAAAAACGUGUUUAUUUAGCAACCGAUGAACCAUCUGUAUUUAAGGAUGCUCGUGCUAAAUAUGCAGAUUAUAUAUUCUAUGGUGAUACUGCUGUAGCACAAUCAGCUCAAUUAAAUUCAAGAUAUGGAACAGAAUCUUUGAAAGGUGUCCUGUUAGACAUUCAUUUUCUUUCGCUAACUGAUUAUUUAGUUUGCACAUUUUCUUCUCAGAUUUGUCGUGUUGCUUAUGAAGUAAUGCAACAACGAGUCGUUGAUGGUGCAUGGCGUGUACAACCACUUGAUGAUGUAUAUUAUUUUGGUGGUCAAAAUGCUCAUAAUCAACGUGUAUUCAUGUCUAAUAAAGCAAAUUGGCCAAAUGAAUUUAAUUUUGAACGUGGUGAUAUUAUUGGUACUGAAGGAAAUCAUUGGGAUGGAUUUUCAAAAGGUUCCGAUAAGACUAGUGGACAAACAGGUCUCUAUCCAUCAUACAAAACCGAAGAAAUAGUUAAUAUUGCAACGAUGUAUACUUAUCCUGAAGUUAAAAUCAAAACUGAUGAAUUAUAA